Messenger RNA from Argiope bruennichi, 968 nucleotides. Its product is annotated as atrial natriuretic peptide receptor 3-like. Gene Ontology annotation, molecular function: signaling receptor activity; peptide hormone binding. The record is from RefSeq and is a predicted model, not a curated record. NCBI's taxonomy places the organism in Eukaryota, Metazoa, Arthropoda, Arachnida, Araneae, Araneidae. The transcript has a single exon. Bases 249 to 968 code for a protein of 239 amino acids.
UCUGUUCAUAUUUCUUAUUCCUAAAAGUUUUGAAUCUACUCCAGCAUUCAUUACUAUUUAAUACAUGCUUUGAAUCAUAAGAUCAAUUACUGAUUCUACAACUGCCUUCAAGGAAGAAAAACUAUAUGAGUGAAUACUUUCAAUACAUCUGAUGAAGUUGCUGUCUGACACUAACUUUUGUGUAAAUAAUAUAUGUUCCGUGGGCUCAUUUUGAAUACCUCAUCGUAAAAUACAUUCCAAUUUUCACAAUGAAAAUGGUAAAAAACGCACCGUUUAUUCAUAUUUCUUUGUUACUUUGGUGUAUAUUAGAUAUUAAUCUUAAGAUUUGCACUGGACAAAACAUUGACAAGGCACCUGUGAGGCUGGCUGUUCUGGCUCCUGGCGAUGAAACGCUACCUUUUGCUUUGCAUAAAGUAGUACCAGCUGUUAUAUAUGCUGUCCAGACACUGGCUAAACAAGGUGGACGGCCGAUAGAAGUUCUCCAUCGGGAUACUGAAUGUUCCUCUACUUACGGUCCACUGCAUGCAUUCGAGCUCUAUAACUCUGGGCUGGCUGAUGUUCUCUUGGGCCCCUUAUGUCCUUAUGUUCUUGCACCAGUUGCCAGGUAUUCAUCUGUGUGGGACUUGCCGAUCUUAACAGCAGCUGGACAAAAUGAUAACUUCGACAUCAAAGAGCCCCAUUACAGGUUAAUGACCAGAAUGAAUGGGUCUUAUUCCCAAAUCGGAAUAAUAUUCUUGCAAGUUCUCAAGAAGUUCAAUUGGAAAGUUGUUGCUCUGCUCUUUCAUAACUUUGAUGACCGCACUCUUGGAAACUCUGAUUGCUAUUUCACUCUUGGGGCCGUGUACACUGCUUUGGGAAGAAAGUCGUUUUACAAGGAUUUUGAUGAAACUCUCACCACAGUGAACUAUGAGGACAUGCUGAAAGAAGUUUCACAGUAUGCUAGAGGUAAAAUUUAUUUUUACAUAUAG